Messenger RNA from Polyodon spathula (Mississippi paddlefish), 1602 nucleotides. RefSeq names its product N-acetylglucosamine-1-phosphate transferase subunit gamma (gene gnptg). The transcript has 11 exons. The record is from RefSeq and is a predicted model, not a curated record. Bases 64 to 1056 code for a protein of 330 amino acids. Gene Ontology annotation, cellular component: Golgi apparatus. NCBI's taxonomy places the organism in Eukaryota, Metazoa, Chordata, Actinopteri, Acipenseriformes, Polyodontidae.
UAACACUUCCUGUGUUUUUUUCAGCUGAUUUGUUGUGUGUGCUUAUUUUACCUUUUUAAUAACAUGUUUUAUAACCCAUUUAUACACAUGUGCGCUUUUAUUAAGCAAAGACGUGUGUUGUACUGUUGUAUGCUGUUCAUUGCUAGUUUGCAGAUGCCAGGAGCUUCGGCUGGAAAGAUGAAGAUUGUUGAAGAACCGAAUACGUUUGGGUUAAACAACCCUCUGUUAGCCCAGGCCAACAGGCUGCAGCCUGCAGUUACACCAUCUCCUGUAUCAGGUCCUGCUCACCUCAACAGGCUGGCUGGGAAGUGUUUCAGUUUCAUAGAAUCCACGUACAAGUACGAGUUCUGCCCCUUCCACAACAUCACGCAGCACGAGCAGUCGUUCAGGUGGAAUGCGUACAGCGGGAUACUCGGUAUUUGGAACGAGUGGGAAAUUGUGAAUAACACCUUUGUGGCCAUGUGGAUGAGAGGAGGAGACUCCUGUGGAACCAAGAGCAGACAAACUAAGGUCCUCCUGUCCUGCGGCAGUGCCAGUAAGCUGGCCCAGGUGUCGGAGCCGAGCACCUGCAUGUACUCUGUGACGUUUGAGACCCCGCUGGUCUGCCAUCCGCACUCUCUCCUGGUGUAUCCCACGCUGACAGAGACUCUGCAGGGAGAAUGGGAUGAGGCUGAACAGGCUCUCCAUGAUGAGCUCAUCACAGAGCAGGGCUACAACAAAACUUUGAAAAAAAUCUUCCAAGAAGCCGGCUACUUAAGAGACACAAAGGAAAAGCAGACAAAGGAGGACAGUAAAUCCUCUGCAAAGUCCGAGUUUGAUACGUUAGAAAGCUGCAAAGAGGAAUACCAGAAACUGUCUGAAGAGGUCCGGAGACUGACAGCGCUGUUGUCUCAACAUGGCAUCUUGGUAAGCAUUAAUCAAGACAACAGCCGGGCAGCAGUGACCACCACAGCCCCCCCUUCAGCGCUGACUGUGAAAGAGAAGGAGCAUCUCAGGGGGGACACAGGACUGCGCAGCGAUGCACUGAACUCACAAAAGGACCAAACUGAACACUAGGACAGCAUCCCAGACUGUAAUCCUUACCCAUCGCACCCUGGGCUUCUCGCAGACCCUUGCUUCCCUGCCUGCCAGCGACCACAUCAUGGGCUAGAAUCACAUCAUGACGACAGAAAGCAUCAACAGCGAAGAUGGCCCACAGAGGGGGUAUUGCCCUUCUGUUUAAAAUUGUAAAUAGCAUUUCUUUUGGUGGCAUUGGAUCCUAAGUGGGUUUCCCAAAGCAUAAAAACUCGUCCUGUGGGGUGAUGCUUAUGCCUGUCACUAUGGGUGGGGAAGGGGUGUGUGACUGGGUUAUAAUUACCAUUUAUCCUAACAAGCCUUAAGGGGCCACCUCUCUGAAGAAAGACAUCUCAAGGUGCUGUGAAGAAGACUUUCAAGAGGUUUAUAUUACAGAUUCUGCCAAAUCACGAAAGAUUUAUCUUGUAAAUUUUGUACAGCAGUGUGUUAAUUGUGUAGGGAAAUUGCUGCUUAAUAAUAUCGUGCUGGUAAAUAAAAUUACAGAAAGUGAUCGCUGUGAGUUUCUUUGCUGUGUUGUCAGGUGUAGGC